AUGGCUGCUACCAACACCUCGACCGAGAGAGUUUUUGGAGUUACGAAUAUUAAAACUCACAUUCCAUUGAUCCUUGACCUCGAUGAAUGUAACUAUGAUGCGUGGAGAGAGUUGCUACUAAUGCACUGUCUCACCUUCGACGUUCUCGGUCACAUUGACGGAAGUUCCACCCCCACGGGAGAUGACGACGUUGCCUGGCACAAACGUGACGCGAUCGUCAAAUUUUGGCUCUAUGGAACUUUAGCAAAGCCUCUAUUCAAAUCAACUUUUCAGAAAGGAGGCAAUGCUCACGAUGUUUGGUCUCGGAUUGAGAACCAAUUCAGAAACAACAAAGAAGUGUGUGCGAUGCAAUUGGACAACGACCUACGGAACAAAGCCAUUGGUGAUCUCUCUGUUCAUGAGUAUUGCCAAGAGUUGAAGUCCACAGCAGAUCUCCUGUCCAAUCUUGACGCCCCUGUUGCAGACAAAACACUGGUAAUGUACAUGUUGAAUGGGUUGAAUGAGAAGUUUGAUUACGUCCUUAAUGUGAUCAAACAUCAGAAACCUUUUCCUACCUUUGAGGAAGCAAAGAAUAUGCUGGAGAUGGAGGAGACUCGACUUAAGAAGACUCAAAAAGUCACUGCCUCACAUAAUGAUCACUCCUCCUCCUCGUCCGCCCUUGUUGCCACAACGCCUACAAAUCUGCCUCAACAACAACACAACAAUCACCGCAGCAAUUCAGGCUGUGGUAACAGACGCGGAAACAAAUUCAGAGGACGUUACAACAACAACAACAACUUUCAUCAGCGACCAAACUACAACAACUGGAAUCCUCCUCCGUUCUGGUAUGGUCCUAACAACAACAACUGGCAGCAACCUCCACAUGCCUCUCUCAUGCCUUGCAAAACUUUCCUAAUGGACAGUCUCAACCACGUCCUUAUGCUCAGCAACUCCAGACAACUCCCCCGGCAGAAGCUCACUUCGCAAAUACCAAUUUGGUGCCAACAAGAGAUUUUGCAGAGGCCUUCAACACUAUGA
This is a messenger RNA of Brassica oleracea var. oleracea, 1017 nucleotides long. RefSeq names its product serum factor response D-like. The transcript has a single exon. The coding region runs from base 1 to 1017 and encodes 338 amino acids. Lineage: Eukaryota; Viridiplantae; Streptophyta; Magnoliopsida; Brassicales; Brassicaceae. The record is from RefSeq and is a predicted model, not a curated record.